GGACGUCACUUCCGGGAUCCCGGGCUCUGACUGGCCGGAGCGCUUCGGCGCUUUUGAUUGGCCGAGCCCAACACCAUCCCAGGGUGCUUUGUGGUAGCAGUUCCUUUCCCCUGGCCGUUCUCCUCCGGAGGAGGCCCGUAGGCAGCAGCCAUGGCGCCCAGCCGGAAUGGCAUGAUCCUGAAGCCCCACUUCCACAAGGACUGGCAGCGGCGCGUGGCCACGUGGUUCAACCAGCCGGCGCGGAAGAUCCGCAGACGCAAGGCCCGGCAAGCCAAGGCACGCCGCAUCGCCCCGCGCCCCGCGUCCGGACCCAUCCGGCCCAUCGUCAGGUGCCCCACGGUGCGGUAUCACACCAAAGUGCGAGCCGGCAGGGGCUUCAGCCUGGAGGAGCUGCGGGUGAGUGCGCCGGGAGGCGCGGGAGGCUCUGCUUGGCGGCCCCCGGUCCAUGAUGACAUUCUCCGGAAUCGCUGCACCUCCUUGAUGAGAGCGCAUUUGAACCCUUUUCCAUCUGACGGCCGGGCACCCGGGUGGGGGCGCGGGGAGCGGAGGCCCCGGGGUGGGGGUCCUGCAUCCGUGUCUGUCUGGGGGCAGGUGGCUGGCAUCCACAAGAAGGUGGCGCGGACCAUCGGGAUCUCCGUGGAUCCGAGACGGCGGAACAAGUCCACGGAGUCCCUGCAGGCCAACGUGCAGCGGCUGAAGGAGUACCGCUCCAAGCUGCUCCUGUUCCCGCGGAGGCCGGCAGCCCCCAAGAAGGGGGACAGCUCGGCCGAGGAACUCAAGCUGGCCACGCAGCUGACAGGACCGGUCAUGCCCAUACGGAAUGUCUACAAGAAGGAGAAAGCCAGAGUCAUUACCGAGGAGGAGAAGAACUUCAAGGCGUUUGCCAGUCUUCGCAUGGCCCGUGCCCAUGCCCGGCUGUUUGGCAUCCGGGCCAAAAGGGCCAAAGAAGCUGCAGAACAGGAUGUGGAAAAGAAAAAAUAAAGCGCCGUUGGCAACUUGA
Molecule: messenger RNA, 1000 nt
Organism: Leopardus geoffroyi (Geoffroy's cat)
Lineage: Eukaryota; Metazoa; Chordata; Mammalia; Carnivora; Felidae
Gene: RPL13
Product: ribosomal protein L13
Exons: 5
Coding region: 151-981 (276 amino acids)
Biological process (GO): translation
Cellular component (GO): cytosolic large ribosomal subunit; ribosome
Molecular function (GO): RNA binding; structural constituent of ribosome
Source: RefSeq, a predicted model, not a curated record